Molecule: messenger RNA, 2681 nt
Organism: Cucurbita maxima (winter squash)
Lineage: Eukaryota; Viridiplantae; Streptophyta; Magnoliopsida; Cucurbitales; Cucurbitaceae
Product: laccase-11-like
Exons: 6
Coding region: 766-2457 (563 amino acids)
Biological process (GO): lignin catabolic process
Cellular component (GO): apoplast
Molecular function (GO): copper ion binding; hydroquinone:oxygen oxidoreductase activity
Source: RefSeq, a predicted model, not a curated record
UAACCAAAGAAACCACUCGAAAAGAACCAGAUUCUCAGAAAGCUUAUCAUGAAUUUAUCGAUCAUAAAUCACUUAAGACUAAUUUGACAUCAGAGCAACCAAACAAACCAAUAACAGAAAGCACUUUCGACCCCGAACACAUAAGCAUCAAAAUCCCUCUAUAAAACAUGAUUUAAGAAACCAUAGCUUUUAAAAAGGUCGAUGGUUUUUUGAAGGGGGUUAAAAAUUGUAGGUGGGCUGAAUGAAUGGGUGAAAAGCAAAGGUCCAGUGGUUACCAAGAAGCUUAGGAAAAUAAGUGAGCUCCUCUAUAAGCAAUGUAGCCAUGAAUUCAGGGGAAAAGGGAAAAAGAAGCUUUAAAGUAAAUGCUCCUCUUCUCCAACUAAUUUCCUCUUUUCAAUCCUUAACUUUCAGUCCAAACAUUUAACACUGGGCCCUACACCUUCCAAUCCCUAUGAUUAAUCAACCUUUUACUAUAGCCUGUUUAUGCAUAACUAAGGUAGGGUCACUAAUAUUCUAACACUUCUAUUUGGUUUGGAAAUCUCAGCCUCUAAACUAGUCAAAAGCAAGGCAAGUCUCUAUCAGUAUCUUGCUUGCAAGCUUUGGCUAUGGAGCCGCUUGCACCAUUCCUACCAACUUCAAACAAACCUUCAUAUCAGCGCAGCUUUCUAAAUGGUAUAAAUACUUAACAUUCUUCACAUUUUAAAUCAUUCAUUCAUCAUUCAUACUUGCAUUACCUCUGGAAGAGAAAACCAUUGCCAAAGGACAAUGGCUAGCUUGGUUUGCUUUGUUCGUCGUCUGACGUUUCUCUUUGUCACCUGUUGUUUUGGAUUGAUCUCGUUUUCUGCAGAGGCUGCCGUAAAGAGAUAUCAGUUUGAUGUUCAAGUGCAGAAUAUCAGUAGGUUAUGCCAUGCGAAGCCGAUUGUCACCAUAAACGGAAGGUUUCCAGGGCCGACGAUAUAUGUACAAGAAGGAGAUCGAGUUCUUGUUAAUGUUACAAACCAUGCUCAAUAUAACAUGUCGAUUCACUGGCAUGGGUUGAAGCAGUAUCGAAACGGGUGGGCGGAUGGACCUGCUUAUAUUACACAAUGUCCUAUUCAAAGAGGAAGCAGCUAUACCUAUGAUUUCAACGUUACAGGACAAAGAGGCACAUUAUGGUGGCAUGCACAUAUUCUUUGGCUAAGGGCAACUGUUUAUGGUGCAAUUGUCAUAUUGCCCAAGCAAGGAACACCUUAUCCAUUUCCUCAGCCAAACAGAGAAUUUGAAAUUCUUCUGGGAGAAUGGUGGAAUAAUGAUGUUGAGGCCGUUGUCAACCAAGGAUCCAGCAUGGGCGUGCCACCAAAUAUGUCCGAUGCUCACACAAUCAAUGGCAAGCCAGGGCCACUUUUCCCUUGUUCAGAAAAACAUACUUUUGCCAUGGAGGUUGAAGCAGGAAAGACGUAUCUCUUGAGAAUAAUCAAUGCUGCCCUCAACGACGAGCUUUUCUUUGCGAUUGCUGGUCACAACAUGACGGUUGUGGAGGUUGAUGCAGUUUACACGAAACCCUUCACUACACAAGCUAUAUUAAUUGCACCAGGACAGACCACAAAUGUCUUGGUGCAAGCCAACCAACCACCAAAUAGAUACUUCAUGGCUUCCAGGUCGUUCAUGGACGUUCCAAUUCCUGUGGACAACAAAACAGCCACCGGUAUUCUCCAAUAUAAAGGAAUCCCUAACACAAUCCUCCCAAUCCUUCCUCAAUUGCCGGCCUCAAAUGACUCGUCAUUUGCUUUGAGCUACAAUAAAAAGAUCAAAAGCUUGAACACACCUCAAUAUCCUGCUAAUGUUCCACUCAAAGUUGAUCGAAAGCUUUUCUACACGAUUGGUUUGGGCCAAAACGCUUGCCCCACUUGCGUAAAUGGAACCCAAUUAGUUGCUUCAUUAAACAACAUCUCUUUUGUGAUGCCCCAAAUUGGUCUUCUUCAAUCUCACUACUUCAAUAUCAGUGGAGUAUUUAGAGCUGAUUUCCCAGACAGACCUCCGACUCCAUUCAACUAUACUGGAGCACCACUGACUGCUAAUCUGAGAACCGCAGUGGGCACAAGGCUUGGCAAAAUUGCAUUCAAUUCUACAGUCGAGCUGGUACUCCAGGACACCAAUCUUCUUACUGUUGAGUCUCAUCCAUUCCAUCUCCAUGGCUACAACUUUUUUGUCGUUGGAACCGGGAUCGGAAACUUCGAUCCAGCCAAAGAUCCAGCUAAGUACAACUUGGUCGAUCCAAUUGAGAGAAACACAGUUGGAGUUCCCACUGGAGGAUGGACCGCCAUCCGAUUUAGAGCCGACAACCCAGGAGUCUGGUUCAUGCACUGUCAUCUCGAGGUCCAUACAGGAUGGGGUCUGAAAACAGCAUUUGUUGUUGAAGAUGGACCUGGAAAAGAUCAAUCCAUUCUUCCGCCCCCAAAGGAUCUUCCACCUUGCUAGCCUUUGUACCUGGAAAAAAGGAAGAAACAAGAGAAGAAAAAGGUGUGCGUGGAAAACACAGUGUUCGUUAGAGUCCUGCUCAAAUUGCAGGAAAUUUCUUUGCGACUUCAAUUUAUAAUAAGAUGCCAAAACAUUGCAUAUUGCUUUCAUUCUUUAUCAAGUGUAUUCAUUCAUAAAUCCAAAUCAAUGAUGCGUUUGAGGAACAGGAAACCAAAUUACAAAAA